Brassica rapa (field mustard) is the source of this 1052-nucleotide messenger RNA. RefSeq names its product cysteine-rich repeat secretory protein 57-like. The record is from RefSeq and is a predicted model, not a curated record. NCBI's taxonomy places the organism in Eukaryota, Viridiplantae, Streptophyta, Magnoliopsida, Brassicales, Brassicaceae.
UUAAUUUGGACCCUUAAUUAAUACCUGCUCGAAGUUUUAUAUAUGCUCACCCAUCAGUCAACUCUGUUUUGGAGAAUCCAAAGAAAAAUAAACAAAACAAAACUAUACGUUAAACAAAGACCAAGAUCAUAAACGGAAAACAAGUCAGAUAUGGACUAGCGAACUUGUUAAGUUGUUAUAGAAAUCAUUUGUUUCUUCUUAGUUUCGUCUCAUAACCAGAAAAGUAAAAGCAUGGCAACCGCAAAGAAACUCUCUGCUUUAUUUUCCUUCUCCUUUCUCUUUUGUCUUCUCAUCACAACUAACCAAACUAUGUCCGGAUCCGACCACAUGGACACUUUCUGCAACAAAACAUCCGGAAACUUCACUCUCAACUCAACGUACAACACAAAUCUCAAACACUCUUCUCUCCUCUCUAAGCAAGUAAGCAACCAGUCCUCCCUCGCUAACUAUUAUAACCUCACGACCGGUCUAGCUUCAGACACAGUCCAUGGAAUGUUCUUGUGCACAGGAGACGUCAACAGAACAACUUGCAACUCCUGUGUCAAGACCGCAACAAUCGAGAUCACCAAAAACUGUACCAACAACCGUGAAGCAAUUAUUUACUAGUUCGAUUGUAUGGUUCGCUACUCUGAUAAGUUCCUCCUCUCAGCUUUAGGAACACAGGCUAAUACCUUUUUGUGGUCUACCGAUCGAAUACCCAAAACAAUUGGCAAACUUAGACAGAGAUUGUCUGAUAAAAUGGGUGAAAUUAUCGUCAGAUCAUCUAUGCUAUCUUCGUCGCUUACUCCAUAUUAUCUUAUGGAUACGACUAGGUUCGUUAACUUGUAUGAUCUUCAAUCUAUUGUUAGUCAGUGCACUCCUUAUUUGGAUCCUGUAAACUGUACCACAUGCCUGAAACUUGCGUCUCAAGAUAUCACUGAGUGUUGUAGUGAUAAGCGUUGGGCUAUGAUCUGGACUCCUAAAUGUCUUGUGAGUUUGGAUACCUACAUCCCCUACUCGCAGCGGUUCCUUCUCCAUCAGAGGUGAGCAUAAAUAUAAAUAUAUAUUUGUGU